AUGUCCCUUCCCGCGGAUCUGACAUUAUUGCUGUCCCAAUUAGCAAACACCAUUGCCCGAGCCCUCGCCAAUUCCGAGGCCACCCGGAAGACGAAUGAAGACGCCCGUGCCGCCGCCUCGGCACCCGUGCGCGUUGAAGGCCUCCGCUUGCCCGAAUAUCACGGCCGUGUCGGUGAGAGCGUCGAUCUGUACAUCCACCGUGUCAACACGUUCUUUGCCGCCAAAAACAUCUUUCCGGGUGCCGAUCUCGCCACGGAACGGCGUUGCCUCGCGAUGGUCGUGGCGAACUUGCAAGGUCUCGCGGCGUCGUGGUACCUCAAACGUGUCGCUCGGUCGGACGUGUCAGUCUCACUACUUGAACACGAGGCACUGCGGGCUGAGUUUGAGCCGCCGGACUUGCAAGAGCGGCUGCAUGACCAGCUGUAUACGAACCGGCAGAGCGACUGCGCCGACUUGCUCGAGUACAUCGCUUCCGGGGUCUGA
This is a messenger RNA of Aphanomyces invadans, 483 nucleotides long. RefSeq lists its product as hypothetical. Lineage: Eukaryota; Oomycota; Saprolegniomycetes; Saprolegniales; Verrucalvaceae. The record is from RefSeq and is a predicted model, not a curated record. The coding region runs from base 1 to 483 and encodes 160 amino acids. The transcript is spliced from 2 exons.